AUGCCCAGCAGUCGAGUCUUUGAAAAGAUACGCGAUGAUACCCAGAAUUCCAGCACACGAAUCUUCGAUCUACCCACCUUGACAAUCGAUCAGCUGCUGACGGCUUUUCAAGAGAUGGAUCUCGAGGUCACUGAGCGAGAUCUCUUGCAUCCUACUGCAGAGCACACAGAACAGAUCUUCCUCAACAUUCUACACCAACUCAAGCCAAGCGUCUAUGAAGAAAUCGAAUCGGCAGAACUUCCCUUGGAUGAACUCGACUUUGAACCUGUUGAUGCUAGAAACCUUCUUGUUUAUUCAAGGAUGCGAGCGUUAUUGAAAGAUAUUGGAUUCACCGACUUCGAGUUACUUGACAUGACACAUCCUGCACCACAUCGCUUGGCACGUAUCAUGAGCGCAUUGGUGAAUUAUGCAACGUUUCGAGACCGCCGCUGGGAGUUCUUUGAACAAGGGAUGAUUGAAUCGGAUCGGCUGAUGGAGAAGGUACAUCAAGAGGAACAAGCUAUCGCUAAAGCAGAGAGCCGAUUGCUUGUUGAAAGGGAAGAAAUGCCAAAGAUCGAACACGCCAUUCAACAACUGGAAGCCGAGAGUCAAACUGAAGCUUACGCCCUCCGGGAAAUAGCCAAAACAGCGGAUGAGCUUAUCGCGGAAGCUAAUGAGCACAAAAAGCAACGAGGGCGACUCAAGGAUGAAAUGGAAGAGGCACAAUUCAACUUGCUACAGCUGUUAAAUCAACUCAAUCCAACCAAAUCCCUGCUCGAUAUCGGUCCACAAGAGAAACAAGCGACCCUCGCAAAAUUGAAAAAGAGUCUCCAAUAUGAAGAGCAAAAAGUGGAACAAAUGAUGCAGCAAUCAGAAGAACAGAAGCAGCAAUUGGAUAACCUGCAAGAUAUCAUACGGUCAUUGGAUCUAGCACGACAAAGGCUAUGGGAUGCGAAGCGGGAUAAGGGGGAUUGUAUUCAGACCGAGGAAGAAGAACGAGCCAUGAUCCAUGAGGAGCAAAAUGUCAACGCUCAACGUGAAAGCAUUCGACAAACCCAGCAAAAUGUACAACGUAGCCUGAACCUGUUGGCAACCAAACAAGAAAAGGAACGAGAACAACUAGCUAUCUUCAACGACAAUUACCCAUUGAAGCAUGAAGCCGCUCAAAAGACUGUUCGACAACUAUCCGAGGAAGCUAAGGAGUUGGAGAAGCAGAGAAAAGAGAUCCAGGCAACUUUGAAUGAAUGUGACAUGGAGAUCGUUAGCGCCGAAGCAGCAGCUAAAGAGGAGUUACAAAAGUGGAUGGACGAAUAUGAAUUGCUUAUGGAGGAGUUGAAUAGUAGCUUGAAAAUAGGCGACACAUCAUAG
This is a messenger RNA of Lichtheimia ornata, 1347 nucleotides long. RefSeq lists its product as uncharacterized. The record is from RefSeq and is a predicted model, not a curated record. The transcript has 9 exons. NCBI's taxonomy places the organism in Eukaryota, Fungi, Mucoromycota, Mucoromycetes, Mucorales, Lichtheimiaceae. The coding region runs from base 1 to 1347 and encodes 448 amino acids. Gene Ontology annotation, cellular component: Ndc80 complex; kinetochore.